Peronospora matthiolae is the source of this 147-nucleotide messenger RNA. NCBI's taxonomy places the organism in Eukaryota, Oomycota, Peronosporomycetes, Peronosporales, Peronosporaceae. The record is from the annotation of a GenBank genome assembly.
AUGCCAACAGGACGGGCAGGCAGAAAAUUUGAGGAGUUGAGCAGCGUGCGUUUCCUUGACAAGGACGGCUACAUCAACAAAGAGGGCUUCACGAAGGACGUUGCGGCCAUUUCGUCACGUUUUGAGAAGAAGAACAAGCAGCAGUAA